UUAGAGCAAUCCCGGCCUUGCUACCCUACUUUCCUCCCUCGUCCAUGGCGACGUAAUCUCGCGGCUAGCCACUCAGAAUUUGAUCGAGGUGGCGGUGAUCAAUCGGAUCGUGCGAUGGAGAACGAGGUGUGGACGCCGCGGCGGUCGAGCCGGAGCAGCAGCAUCGGGAGCGCGGGGAGCGGCAGCGCCGGGAGCGGGAACAACAUCGAGUACACGAGCCUCCGCGACAUGCUGCUAGAAGGGAGCGGCGGCAGCAGCGGCGGGGAGAACCACGUCGUCAGCUGGGGGAUCCGCGGGGGCAGCUGGCGGGAGUGCAACAGCGACAACAUCCACGAGUUCGACGCGUCCAACAUCGGCAUCCGGAACCAGCUGCUGAAGCACGCGGCGUCGGCGUACCUGCAGUCGGCGGUGGUCGUGGGCGGCGGCGCCGGCGGCGCGCGGGAGGGCCAGGGGUGCUGCCUCGUCCGGCUCUGGCGCCGCGUCGCCGGCAGCGUGCGCGUCAGCGGGCGGGGGCGGGUGCUGAUGCGGGCUUGCUCCUGGCAGGGCUGCGUCUACGACAUGCCCGCCGAGCUAUGCGCCCGGGUCGCCGCCUUCUUCGCCGGCAUCUGGACCUAGGCAGCCACCGGUAGGCCAUAGGCGACGGUGCUUCCUCGUUUUGUGUUGUUGUUGUUAGAUCUUGCAUGUCAGAUGCAUGCUGGGUUGACCAAUGCAUGUUUAGUCAGAUAGUACCCUCAUUAUUAACCGGUAGUCUUAUUUGUCA
Messenger RNA from Lolium perenne, 760 nucleotides. RefSeq lists its product as uncharacterized. Lineage: Eukaryota; Viridiplantae; Streptophyta; Magnoliopsida; Poales; Poaceae. The record is from RefSeq and is a predicted model, not a curated record.